AUGGCUCGCGAUAGGAGCGUGUGCGUGGAGGCCAACACCGACGACGUACCUCCGCCGCCCAGGGGUCACUCGUCGCUUCGCAGUCAAUUUCGCGAGGCUCCUGCAAGCGCGCAGUCGGUCGCACAAGGCCGGUCGCUGCCGUCGUCGUCGUCCGUGCCGAGCGGCAACGCGCGCUACAUCCGCUCCACCACCACCCCCCCUCUGCGCCGACCCCCGCCCGCGCAGCCUCCUCCAGCUGAGGGGAGCGAUGGCGACGGGAACAGCAAGCCAGAACCCCAAGCGCGGGAGUUGCGCGGCAAGCAAGGCGCGCGCGAGGGUCGCGGGAGCAAGAGGAUGGAGAAUGGCGAAGGGGGAACGCGGGCGCAGGAGGGGGGGGGUGGGGGAGGCGCGCAGGAGAAGGCGGGGGUGGCGGGGGUGGCGCGCGAGGUGCUGUUCGUGAAGGGCAACGUGGCGGUGCACCCGUCCGCGUCGUCCAGUCGCAAGAUCGCGGGGCAGCUGCGCCUCGUCAAGCAUGGCGCUGACGUCUUCCUCAACUGGAUUCCCUACGAGCCCUCCUCGCCCGCAGGCACGCCUAAAGGCAUAGCGCGUGGCAGUCUGCUGUACUCCAUCCGCUCAGUGGCUGUGUCGGAGAUGCGCUCCAUCCGCCGCCACACACCGCCCUUCGGCUGGCACUACAUCAUCAUCGUCCUCACCUCAGGGGUGGCGUUCCCGCCGCUCUACUUCUACGACGGGGGGGUGAAGGAGUUCCUGCACGUGUUGAAGCAGCACGUCAUGCUCGAGCGCUCCCUGGAUGACCCCAACGUCUACAACGUCAACCAGUCCUUCGACCUCCUGCAGCAGAGGAGUCUAGCGCGCCUGCAUCUGUGGGAUCCGCCCUCCACCGACCCCGCCGAACCGCCCGCCUCCGCCAAUUUCCGCUCCAUGUCGCUCCCCGCCGCCCGCCGCCACGCCCCGCCGUUCCGCCCCUCCGCGCCCCCUGCCGCUGCAGCAGCGGCGGGUGGUGCAGCAGGGAGGGGAGGGGCGGGGGCGGGGGGGAAGUACCGUCUGGGCGAGCGCAGUGCGUCGGCGGUGGGGCCGCUGAGGGCCAGCAGGGCGCUGGGCAGUGUGAGCGAGGACGAGGGGGAGGGGGGCGAGGACGCGGAGGGCGCGGAGGGUGGCAAGGGGAAGGGGACCAAGGCAGUGCGGCGGAACAAGCUGCCCCCGUCGCUUGCCCCUCGCAGCACCGCGGUCACUCCCACCGCUUCUGAUGGCGGGGCAGUGGACGCAGAGGAGGGGGGCAAGGAAAGCGAGGGGGGAGGGGAGGGGGGCGAGGAGCAGCAGUACCCGAGUGAAGCAGAGAUGCUGCGCAUGCUGGAGGCCGCUCAUGCCCUGGCGCAGCAGCAGGCCAAGCAGAGGCGAGGGGGGAGGGCGGGGGAAGCAGGGGAGGCGGGGGGCGGGGGAGAGGGAAACGGGGAGCAGCCAUCGGAGGCGGAGAUGCUGCGCAUCCUGGAGGCUGCCAAUGAACGCGCCCUGCAGGACGCUGCCCGUGCCAGGGCGCUCUCCCACCAGCAGCAGCACCACCACCACCACCACCGGCACAGCACUCACCGCCAGCAGCCUGCUGACGUGGCAAAGGACAUCUCCAUGCAGGUGCUGGGGGGGUUCUCCGCCGUGACGCGCAUGGCGCGUGGCAUGCUGGCCGCCGCCCCCGCCGCUAUGGGGGAGGCCAUGGGCGGGCUGGGAGGCAUGGGCGGCAUGGGUGGCUAUGAGGGGCGGCUGCUGGGCGGCAGGGAUGCGGAGGAGCGCAUGCCUGCUGCUGACGCAUGGGGGGGCGGGUGGGGGGGGGAGGAGGAGGAAGAGGAGGAGGGCGAGAGUGAGGGCAGCCUGAGCCGCCUUACCACCAUCAAGGUGCACUUCCUGCUCUUGGGGGAGGGAAUGAGGGAUGGGGGGAAGAGGGGAGUGCGGAGUCGGGGGAGCACGGAGGAGAGCACAGGCGUGGGCGAGUUUGAACUGUUGGACGACUUUCAGGACAAUUCCUCCUCCCUCGUGCCGCCUCGCCCUCUCCUGCCACCACUCUCCGCAGACGAGCCUGUCCCUGCAUCUGCUUCCAUGCCCCCCUUGCUGCCCUCCUCGCCAUCCCACACCCCGCGCCCCACCCACCAGUGGCGGGGGUAUCAGGACAGUGAGGGGCGGGUGAGCGAGGCGAACAGGGAGGCGGUGUUGCAGCGCAUCUUCUACAGCGGGAUGGACCCACAGCUGCGCUCCCAGGUGUGGCCACGCUUGCUGGGCUAUGUGCCGUGGGAUGCCAGCCACGCGGAGAGGGAGGAGCUGCGGCAGAGGCAGAUCACCGCCUACAACUCGCUACUGCUGCAGUGGCAGUACCCCAUCUCUCUUCUCUGCUCCCGCUCUCAACGCUCUGUUCCCUCGCUAUGUGCACCAUCACUCUCUCUCCCCCCAUGCUGCUGCCAUGCGGUGCAGAGUAUAAGUGAGGAGCAGGCGAGGCGGUUCACCAAGUACAGGGAGAGGUGCAGCCGCAUCGACAAGGAUGUUGUGCGCACAGACCGGCAUCUGCCCUUCUUUGCGGGGGAGGGCAAUGAGAAUCUGGAGCGGGUGCGCCGCAUCCUCAUCACCUACGCCUUCUACAACUUCGACCUCGGCUACUGCCAGGGCAUGGGAGACCUGUUAGCACCGCUGCUGAUGGUGCUGGGGGACGAGGUGGAGGCGUUUUGGGCGUUCACAGCGUACAUGGAGACCAUGGCGCCCAACUUCCACCGCGACCAGAGCGGCAUGCACGCCCAGCUGCAAGCCCUCUCCCAGCUCGUGCAGCUGGUGGACCCGCCGCUGUACGAGUACCUGGAGAGUGUGGACUGCCUCAACUUCUUCUUCUGCUUCCGCUGGAUCCUCGUGCGCUUCAAGAGGGAGUUUGAGUUCGAGGAUACAUGCCGGCUGUGGGAGGCGCUGUGGAGCUGCCACCUGUCGCAGCACCUGCACCUCUUCGUUGCUGCCGCCGUGCUUAAACGCCACCGCCGCCGCAUCAUGGAUGAACAGAUGGAGUUUGACUCGCUGCUCAAGUUCGCCAACGACCUCAGCUGCCACAUCGACCUGGACGCCGCCCUCAGAGACGCCGAGGCGCUGUGCGUCCUGUCCGGGGAGAGGGGGCAAGCAUGCAUGCCAGUGCCACCACCACCUCUGGAAGAGAUGUUUGAAGGGCCCGAGACAGGAGAAGAGGAAGUGGAUGACUGA
Molecule: messenger RNA, 3222 nt
Organism: Closterium sp. NIES-65
Lineage: Eukaryota; Viridiplantae; Streptophyta; Zygnematophyceae; Desmidiales; Closteriaceae
Source: the annotation of a GenBank genome assembly